AUGGAAAAGAUGGCCUCCGCUUCACACCCAGCCGUUCCUACAGCACCCGUCGCUACGGCCGAAUACGUCACACAUUUUCUACCGACACGCUUGCCUGACUUCGUGUACGAUCCGGAAAAUGGUUGUACAUUCGAGGUCUGGUACAACCGCUACGAGGAUGUAAUCUCAAAGGACGGUGCUCCGUUGGACGAUGCAGCAAAAGCUCGACUAAUCGUCUCCAAACUCGAUGCCGAAACAUAUGCCCGUUUCACGAGCCAUAUUCUCCCUAAAAGAGCAUGCGAUGUUCCCUUAACGGACACCGUGGUUGUUCUGAAGGAAUUGUUCGGACAUAAUACGUCAGUAUUCGCGAGACGCUACGCUUACCUCAAAACACAGCGAAAUGAGGAAAGUCUCCGCGACUACACCGGAUUGGUCAAUCAGCUCCAUGCCAUGGUUGAGUUCAAUGACGUCACACCUGAGCAGAUGAAAUGCCUCGUACGGAUACGUGGACUUGUCGCCCCGGAAGAUGCCGACGUUCGUGCUCGUGCCCUUCGCAAAAUGGAGGACAACCCUCAAACCACGCUAAAGGAGUUUGCUGCUGAAGUUCAGUACUUUCUCGACAUUCGUCAGGAUGCCGCACUCCUCGAAAGACCAAAUAUACCGCACGUCAACGUCGUGGAUUCGCAAAAGGGUCGAAAUCGUGAGCCGCCGUCACCUUGUUUUCGGUGCGGAGCCAAUCACUGGUCUAGAGACUGCACAUUCGUAAACAAGAGAUGCCACGACUGCAGACGCUCUGGACACAAGCGAGGAUUCUGCAAAAAUUUCCCGGAGAAGAAGAAGCGGAAUGCGAAACAAGAGCGGAAAUCUGCCAACACCGUCACUAUAGCUUCGACUCGUGCUGACGUCGCUGUAAACCGCAUCUACCGUAGAGUACAGAUUGAUGAGAAGACAGUACGCAUGCGCCUUGAUACUGGAGCAGACGUAACAUUGCCGAGCACUGCAGACUGGACCGCCAUGGGUCGAUCGAAGCUGCAAUCACCCCUUUAA
Messenger RNA from Necator americanus (New World hookworm), 1026 nucleotides. RefSeq lists its product as uncharacterized. Bases 1 to 1026 code for a protein of 341 amino acids. Lineage: Eukaryota; Metazoa; Nematoda; Chromadorea; Rhabditida; Ancylostomatidae. The record is from RefSeq and is a predicted model, not a curated record. The transcript has a single exon.